This is a messenger RNA of Lineus longissimus, 1145 nucleotides long. RefSeq names its product ATP synthase mitochondrial F1 complex assembly factor 2-like. The coding region runs from base 12 to 869 and encodes 285 amino acids. NCBI's taxonomy places the organism in Eukaryota, Metazoa, Nemertea, Pilidiophora, Heteronemertea, Lineidae. Gene Ontology annotation, biological process: mitochondrial proton-transporting ATP synthase complex assembly. Gene Ontology annotation, cellular component: mitochondrion. The record is from RefSeq and is a predicted model, not a curated record. The transcript is spliced from 8 exons.
UGUCUGCGCCCAUGAUUAGAACGUGUCUAACGAAUAGUUAUAGAUUUUCCCCUAAAGUAUCUCUUUUUCAGGUUUCGUGUAGUUUAAAAACCCCUUACACAAAAGCAAUAAAGCGAAGCUAUAGUAGUGUGAAAGAGGUGAAACGCUUUUACAAGAAUGUAUCCAUCUCACAAGCCAAUAAUGGGGGAUACGAAGUGAAUCUGGAUCAAAGGAAGCUGAAGACUCCACUGGGGAAGUUGUUUGUGGUUCCCAAUGAAGCCCUAGCAUUAGCAGUUGAGACUGAAUGGGAUGCUCAGGAAGAUGUCAUCAGGAGACACACCAUGCAUCUGACUCACCUCUGUAACACUGCCAUUGACAGGCCAACCCAGAGGGACAAGGCGACUGUUGCUGGAGGCAUUUUAGAGUAUCUCAACACUGACACUAUCUGUUACCGCACUGAUGAGCCACCAGAGUUAGCAGAAAGGCAAGAACAAGAAUGGUCUCCUUUUAUAGAUUGGAUGGAAGACAGGUACAACAUCAACGUCCCUGUCACAUGCGGUUUGUCGACAUCUGAGCUUCCUGAGAACACCAGGAAUGUCUUACACCAACAUUUGUUAUCUCAGUCAGACUGGGCAAUAAUAGGCUAUCAACAAGUGGUUGAACUGCUCAAGUCUGCAGUCUUAGGAUUUGCUCUCUUGGACAGACAUAUAGGGGUGGAGACUGCCGUAUCUCUGGCAAGAUUAGAGCUCCAGUUUCAGAUUGAGCGAUGGGGAAAUGUCGAGUGGGCACAUGAUGUGGAUCUCAUGGACCUCCAAACAAAAGUAGCAGCAGCCACUUUAUUCGUUCAUUUAUGUAGUGAAAGUUCAAAGACAUUGCAUAAAGGAGGUUAGAUAGACAGAGACAGAUUGGGACAUUAUCAGACUGGGAGUAUUUAUUCUGCAAGGAUAGAACCACAAGUGAUUUGAAAGAGGAGUCACAAGGACAGUCUUAUGCAAGACAUUACAGCCCCACUGAGUGCGAGUUACCGAUACUUCAGCUGUGAGAUUUUGUCCAUCUCUUCUUGAUUGUGCUUGCGCAUAGAUGAGUGAUUGUUGAUUGUUUUUAUUGAUUUUGUACAUUUUGUAAAUCAAAUGUUAGAAAACUCAAAAUAAAAGUUGAAAAAAGAA